GGAACAUGCUGCAGGUGGACUCGGCUUAAAAUCGAGGGUAAAAGCUGCUGAGCUCACAUGGGGAAUAUCUGCAGGAUGAAAAGUCGUUGUCAUGACUCUGAGAGCGACCCUGCUUCCACACCGAGGAUUCAUACUCAAGCAGACCGCUGCUGACACAGUCGACCCAGACAACACACACACUACAGCCCCCUCUGCGGGUCCCGCUGUGAGCCUCAAGAGAGACUCCUGCGACUUCGUCAUAGACAUUACAGACUUACAAGGGGCACAGAUCCCGAGCAAAUACGGCAAAUUAGACCAGAGUUACAUGACAAGUAAGGUCUCCCUCGCCGCCACAGUCACUGAGGUAGUUAAAGGAGACGCUAAAACUGUGGGGGUAUUGUCCCCUGUCAGACCAAUGGGGGGUGAGGGAACCCCGGUGAAAGGUAAACCCCUCUCUGUAGACAACAUGGAUAACCCUCAGAUGGCUUUGAACAAUAACCCUAAAGAUGGCGGCGCCGACGACAGCGCGAAGGGGGUCGUACCCGGAGUCCUGGGAACGGCGUCCAUCGAACUCUCCUCUGAGGGCAAAUGGAGGAACGUUAGGAAGACACCCACCAAUCCCCAGACGCAGGCGAACUGCCUCCGACAGAUUCUCCUGCUGCAACUUGACCUGAUUGAACAGCAGCAACAGCAGCUGCAGUCUAAGGAUAAGGAGAUAGAAGAGCUCAAAGCAGACAAAGAGACAUUGCUUGCACGUAUCGAGCGUAUGGAGCGGCGCCUGCAGCUCACGAAAAAGGACCCGCCUCGUGACAAACGUCUUUUCCAGCCGCUGGAGCCGUGGACGCCGGACAAAGAGGACUUGUGGGAUCUGGACGCGGAGGAGAGUCCGCAGGGAAACCCGUCCACUCAACUCAACUUCAGUCGAGGAGGCAAAGGUCAAAAGAGGAAAUCUUGCUUCGGAGAUGCAAAAGUCCAGAAGUCGCGAGGCAAAAGCUCCAAGCUGAGCCCCAUGAAGUCAGAAACUCAGCCCGGCUCUCCCACUCACCAGAGAGAGCUGCGCAGUAAGGAAACCCCCGAGAAGACUCUGGUGCCUCUGAGGUCGGGGUCCGAAAGAGACCUUUUGCUCCCGUGCAAAGAGGAGCCGGAGCUGAGCUGUCAGAUGGAAGAUCUGCCCUUCAUGUCUACCACAGAGAUGUACCUCUGUUGCUGGAACCAACCUCCUCUGUCCCCUCUGCGUGAGACUUCCCCUAAAAAGGAGGAGGAGGUGGCCAGUGAGUGGACUCCUCAUGUAGUACAUGAUAUGCUGAUUGUUUUUCCAUCAUGGAGAGAAAACUACAUCGAGCCGCUGGAUGAAGACUCGUCCUGCAGCCCUCCGGAGUCGCUGGACGACAACGUGUUUUUGAAGCGUCACAUGAAGCUCGAGUUGGAUGAGAAGAGAAGAAAAAGAUGGGACAUCCAGCGAAUCAGGGAGCAGCGCAUGUUUCAGCGUUUGCAGCAACGAAUGAACAGAAAGAAAGUCAUCCAGGAGACGGAGCCGGAAGUUUCCUCCUUCUAUCCCGACACUGAAGAUGUUGAAACUAUCGUGAUCACUCCCUUCCUGCCCGUGGUCGCGUUCGGACGGCCGUUGCCCAAAAUGUCACAACAGAACUUCGAACUGCCUUGGCUGGACGACCGGAGCCGCUGUCGCAUCGAGGUUCCCAAAAAACACACUCCUCACCGGACCUGCCGGAAGUGAUGACGCAACCACAACCGCCGCCGCUACCAACAACAACAACAACACUGCUCUGUGCACCCAGACUUACACACACACACACACACAACAACAAACACGCUUCAUUUGUCUCGUCUAAGUUGAAAAGGAAAAAAACACAAGAAGAAAUCACCAGUUGCUUUUAUAUAACUGCUGUUGCUUCAGUCUGUGUGUGUGUGGGCAGAAUAUGAGAGGAGGAGGAAGAGGAGGAGGAGGAAGAUGAAGGAUGGGGAUAUAUCAGGAGGUAGCUGCACCACCAUCAGUCUCCUUUACACCUCCGAAAAAAAGAGA
This is a messenger RNA of Scomber scombrus (Atlantic mackerel), 2020 nucleotides long. RefSeq names its product MSL complex subunit 1b (gene msl1b). The record is from RefSeq and is a predicted model, not a curated record. Bases 92 to 1714 code for a protein of 540 amino acids. Gene Ontology annotation, cellular component: MSL complex. NCBI's taxonomy places the organism in Eukaryota, Metazoa, Chordata, Actinopteri, Scombriformes, Scombridae. The transcript is spliced from 9 exons.